Messenger RNA from Polistes canadensis, 1061 nucleotides. RefSeq names its product protein archease-like (gene Archease). The coding region runs from base 57 to 521 and encodes 154 amino acids. Lineage: Eukaryota; Metazoa; Arthropoda; Insecta; Hymenoptera; Vespidae. Gene Ontology annotation, cellular component: tRNA-splicing ligase complex. The record is from RefSeq and is a predicted model, not a curated record. Gene Ontology annotation, biological process: tRNA splicing, via endonucleolytic cleavage and ligation. The transcript is spliced from 4 exons.
AACGAAGUAAUCAGCUGAUCGUUUAUUCAAGUAGAUGAGAUCAGCUGUAGCCGGCCAUGGACCUUACGAACGAAGAUUUAUCAAUUCCACCAGUUAAAUACGAAUAUCUCGAUCACACCGCUGACGUACAAUUACACGCAUGGGGUGAAAGUUUAGAGGAAGCUUUUGAACAAUGUGCGAUAGCAAUGUACGGAUAUAUGACUGAUCUUAAUCGAGUGGAGAUAACUGAUAUUCAUAGUUUCGAAGUUGAAGGACACGAUUUAGAAAGUCUACUUUUUCAAUUUUUAAACGAACUAUUAUUCAUCUUCAGUGCAGAAUCAUUUCUCGUCGCAAAGAAAGUGAAAAUCAACGAAUUUGAUCGUGAAAAUUUCAAAAUCAAAGCGACCAUUUACGGGGAAGAAUUCGACAUUCACAAACACAGUCAAGAAUCCGAAGUUAAAGCUAUCACAUAUUCGGCAAUGCAAAUCUUAGAUCAACCUGACGUUGAACGUCCUGAAGUUUUCGUUAUUGUUGAUAUAUAAAAAAAAAUAAUAUACUUAAAUGACAACUAAUGUGCUACUUUAAAGCAUUUAUCUGUGUAUCUAUCUAUCAAUCUCUCUUAGUACCAAUAAAUUGGUACUAAAUAUUUAAACAAUUAUGACAUCUACGAACAAAUUAAUUAUAGAUUACAACAAUAAUUAACUUGAAUUACAUCAAGUUUUCUACGUUUAAAAGUAAACACAAAAAAAUAGAAUUAAUAGCAAAAAAAUGGCAAAGACUAUACAGUUGAUGAACUACAGAGGGGUAGGAGUGGUGGGGGUUAACUCGAAGAAAAAGAAGGGAGGAGACGUCCUAUGUAGGGUAUAAUUCUUUUCGUAGGGUUCGAAUAAAUACGUUAGAAGGAAAACACCGGGCUCCCCUUCUUACAGACGGGAGUUAAGGAACGUAUAAAGAUUCAACGGUGCCCUUGACCUUACACCAUAUUUUUAUACUUUAUACCCUAAAAUUGUAUAUAAUUGUUAAUAUGAUAUCUGUGAAUUUAUUUGAAUGACGAAUUAAUAAACGCACUCUAUUUUAUUUUA